This is a messenger RNA of Tigriopus californicus, 1412 nucleotides long. RefSeq names its product DNA-directed RNA polymerase I subunit RPA49-like (gene Polr1E). The record is from RefSeq and is a predicted model, not a curated record. The transcript has 7 exons. Gene Ontology annotation, biological process: transcription elongation by RNA polymerase I; nucleolar large rRNA transcription by RNA polymerase I; RNA polymerase I preinitiation complex assembly. Gene Ontology annotation, molecular function: DNA binding. Gene Ontology annotation, cellular component: RNA polymerase I complex. Lineage: Eukaryota; Metazoa; Arthropoda; Copepoda; Harpacticoida; Harpacticidae. The coding region runs from base 141 to 1355 and encodes 404 amino acids.
CUAUGACGUCACACGGGGAAUCUAAACAAACAGGCAUGGUCAACCAAAUGUAAAUACUUUACAUCAAGCGUUUGUUCUUCCCCAAACAGCAAGUUCGAUCAUAAAUUAAGGACCCAAUCUUCAAGUAUUUGGCAUUGACUAUGAGUGUGUCCAAUGUCAGUCAUCAAGGCGGGCCUAGCCAAAAGAUUGGACCUAUUCUGGUGAAUUUUGAACAUGCUGGCGUGACUCCCGAAGCUGCUUUGGAGCAAUUUCAAGCCAAACUCUCGUAUACAUUCCCCGAUACCACCAAAGUGCGGAAAUCUCGCCCGGAAUUGGAUCUGAGCCUUCAAACGGAUCACAUCAAAUACUCCAAUAAGGCGCCAUCAGUCCAAGGUAUUCGUCCCAGUCCUUAUCUGAGUACCUAUUUGGCCAUCAAGAACAAGAUCACAGGUCAAAUUCGGUUAGUGGAAACCAACUCGGUGACAGUAGGAGCUCUGGUCAAAACUCCAAAGACCACUAAUCUUCAACUUUUGAACGAGGAGGAAGUCGGCGAAGGCACUCGAACCAAGAAAAAGAAGCAUUUGGUCAAGGAGUUCGGAGCCACUCGAGGUCAGCGGGUUUAUGAGCAAGCCGACCGCAUGACUGUGGAUCAAGGCCAAUUGGAGGCUAAAUUGGGAGAAGCGGCGGGCAAAGUCGAGGAAGCCCACAUUGAAAUUCCUGAAGUGGAAGAUGACACCAUCACAAGAAUGAUUCCACCCUGUAACAGGCAAACGAAGAACCUGAUUGAUGUCUACAAGCUCGAGGAUAUCCUCUCCGAUGAACAAAGAGAGGUUCUCAGUGAAAGCGCCCAAAAUGUUUUGGAUUCCUUCUCGGACAUCAGUGAUUUGGAUAUUGCAAUGCGGUCAAAGAAGUUCAGUCCUUUGGUGGGACAGAUAAUUCGGGAUCAAUUUCACAAACCGGAUGUAGAGUUUGUGGGCGUGGCCUUGUAUAUCCAGGGGCUUGUCACCUUGAUGUACGCCAGACCCCAAAUGCUGCGGCAAGGGCUCAAAUGCUUACCUCCGUUUCUUCCAAACGCCAUUAAAACGCACAUUUUUAAGACAUUCACUGAGAAUAACCAAAUGUCACCCUCUAGCCGCGACAAAGUGAUAUGCUAUAUCAUUGUCCUAUCUCUGUUGAUCAGUAACUUCUCCGUCAAAUUGUUAGCCCUUUCCAAGAGUAUCAACAAAAAGGCCGAUGUUUUGAAGCAACUGAUUCAUGCCACAGGAGCAACGAUCGUUAAGGAUGACGAAGAAAGACACUCGGUCAGCCUGAAGUUCCCUUUGACCAGCUUUGAGGCGGCUCGGCCUUCGGGACGACGAAAGCGAAGGACCAUGUAAAAGUUGAUGGUUUUAUUUGUUAUGUAUGAGGAAUAUUGAAUACAACCUUCAAAUCCC